UCCCGGAGUCUACCACCGCUGCCCCCGCCGCCCCUCCCUCUCCAGUUCUCCUCCCCCGCCCCUGCCCAGUGCUGGCAGAGGAGGACAGCAUGGUGGUCUUGAGGAUGAGUUGGGCAGCAGCCACAGAGGCAGUGGUCCCGAGUGGUUCCCACUGAUCGCCUCCCCCGCCCAGAAGAGAGGAGGAGGAGGAGGAGGAGGGGUUCCUACAUAAUUGCCACAUUUCUUGUUUUCCUUCUCCCCACCCCCUUCCCCGUAAUUACUUUGGUUGCCCGAGGGGAGAGGGAGAGAGAGACUGAGGAGCCUCCCGCCUAGUCCUCCCUGGUGCCCCACCGCCUUCUCCUUCCCGUCCCAGGGCAGGAUGACUGGAGUCUUUGACAGUCUGGUGGCUGAUAUGCACUCGAACCAGAUUACUGCCUCCAGCAGUUACCACCAACACCACCACCAGCACAGCGGCAGCGGCGGCAGCAGCACGAGCCUGCACAAGCCCCAGGAGUCCCCCACGCUGCCCGUGUCCACCGCCACGGACAGCAGCUACUACACCAACCAGCAGCACGGGGCAGGGGGCAGCGGCGGCGGCGGCGGCGGCGGCGGCGGCGGAGGGUCCCCGUACGCGCAGAUGGGCUCGUACCAGUACCACGCCAGCGGCCUCAACACCGUCCCCUACUCUGCCAAAGCGAGCUACGACCUGGGCUACACUGCCGCGUACAGCUCCUACGGGCCCUACGGAACCAGCUCCUCCCCAGCCAACAACGAGCCCGAAAAGGAAGAAUGUGAGCCCGAAAUCAGAAUAGUGAACGGGAAGCCAAAGAAAGUGAGGAAACCUCGCACCAUUUAUUCCAGUUUCCAGUUAGCAGCUCUUCAGAGGCGAUUCCAAAAGACUCAGUACUUGGCGCUACCCGAAAGAGCUGAACUGGCCGCCUCCCUAGGCCUCACACAGACUCAGGUCAAGAUCUGGUUCCAGAAUCGCCGUUCUAAGUUCAAGAAGAUGUGGAAAAGCGGAGAGAUUCCUUCAGACCAGCACCCCGGCAGCAGUGCCUCUCCCCCCUGCGCAUCACCUCCAGUCUCAGCACCUACAACCUGGGACUUCGCCCCUCACCAGCGGAUGAGCAGUGCAGGAGGCAGCGGAGGUAGCGGGAGCGGAGGUGGAGGAGGUAGCUCAGGCUCCAGUCCCAGCAGCGGUACUUCAGCUUUCCUAGGCAACUAUCCGUGGUACCACCAGGCUUCCAGCUCGGCUUCCCACCUCCAGGCCAGUGCACCGCUAUUGCAGCAUCCUCAGCCCCCACAGCCCCAUCACCACCACCAUCCCCACCAUCAUCAUCACCACAACAGCAGCAGCUCAGCAGUGAGCGCAGGGACGAUAUUCUAACUUCGGAAGAGACUGGGGGAGAGAGAGAGAGAGAGAGAGAGAGAGAGAGAGAGAGAGAGAGAGAGAGAGAGACAGACAGACAGAGAGACAGAGACAGAGAGACAGACUCCCCACAGUGGCUGCUGCCUACCCAGAGCAAGGGGUACUUCUCCCUUAUUCCCCUGCCAUCUCAGACCCCAGUCCACAAUACCAGCGCCUUUCUCUCCCUAAGCAAAGAGGGGCGGCGCAUCCCAAAGCCCCUGCUCCUCCUAGGAACAGACUCUGGUGCUUUGAUAACCCUUUCCCGUCCAACAAUCCGAUGCAUUUGUAAAGUUAUGAGGCUUUUUGAGCCCUGUGGGUUUUUCUGUGUGAUACGUGGGAAAAGGACUUUGCUUAGUCGGGGUACCCAAGGGGUUAGGGGCUUCGGCCACAUUUCAGGUCAGGUUCUUUCUCCUCAAGCUUUCUUUCAAGCCCUGACUUACCAAUAACUCUCCACUCUCCCCCACCCCCACCUCUUCCCUGGUCCUGAGAGGUCAGGGAACUUCUCCCUGAGGCUAAGAACAAAGUCCUGAAGAGUGACACUUUCCUCCUUUCUUCCCAACUUUGCCGUUCCUCCCUCUCCCCAAGGGUUCACGCUGAAUUGCGUUGCUCUUUUCCAGGGUCAGUCGCUAAGCCUCCUGUUCUGCCUAGAACCCUUUCUCCUUCCUCCUCCUCCUCACCUCCACUCCCCACAUACACACACUCGUGCGAGCAAAAAAGAAUCCUCGGUUAUAAACCUCACUGUGGGCCCAAUUCCAUUCUUUUCCUUCCUCAACUUUCCCCCUUUGCUCACGCUGUCCUUGCCGACUUUUUUUUUCUUUUUUGCUGUGGUGUGUGUUCCUGGCCCUCAUCCCCUUAGCUCUCUAGGGAAAAGCAUAAGAGAUCUCCACUCCUCCUCCUACUCAUCCAUCACCAGUGGAGUUUUUUUAUUUUUAUUUUUUUAAAAGUUUAGGUGCCUUUGCGGAUGACCUCAUUUUGAUGUUAAAAAAUGAUUUUUUUAUAUGUGAACAUUGCAAAAACAAAGUGUUUAAAUUAUCUUUUUUAAACUCAAUUCAGGAUUAUUAUCCUGGAAAAACACACACACAAAGUUUGUAAAUAAAGGUGUUCGUGCGGAUUUCCCUCCCCCUCCCUUGAUUUAUUUGUAAAAAAAAAAUAUUCAACUUUCAGACUUUUUGGUGAAUCACCUGUAAGAAUUUCGGGUUAGCAGUAGUCUCAUUUUCCCUCCUGUCCCAUUUUUAAAAAAAUUUUCGCCUCGACAAGUUUCCUUCUCUCAGUUAAAUUAAGCUACUGAUUUCGAUUUUAUUUUAUUUUAAACCCAAGAUCUUUGUUCUUUAAAGGAAAGGUAUUUUUGAGUUAUUUAUU
Phascolarctos cinereus (koala) is the source of this 2746-nucleotide messenger RNA. It is a transcript of the gene DLX2, whose product is annotated as distal-less homeobox 2. Gene Ontology annotation, molecular function: DNA-binding transcription factor activity, RNA polymerase II-specific; RNA polymerase II cis-regulatory region sequence-specific DNA binding. Gene Ontology annotation, biological process: negative regulation of transcription by RNA polymerase II; cell differentiation; embryo development. Lineage: Eukaryota; Metazoa; Chordata; Mammalia; Diprotodontia; Phascolarctidae. The record is from RefSeq and is a predicted model, not a curated record.